Plutella xylostella (diamondback moth) is the source of this 3579-nucleotide messenger RNA. It is a transcript of the gene VGAT, whose product is annotated as vesicular GABA transporter. Gene Ontology annotation, molecular function: L-amino acid transmembrane transporter activity. Lineage: Eukaryota; Metazoa; Arthropoda; Insecta; Lepidoptera; Plutellidae. Gene Ontology annotation, cellular component: vacuolar membrane. Gene Ontology annotation, biological process: amino acid transmembrane transport. The record is from RefSeq and is a predicted model, not a curated record.
ACGUUUUUCUCAUUUCCUCAUCAAAUAAACCUACAAAAGAUCAGAGAGCCCAUUAGUCACAAAAUAAUAUAACAUCCCUCGAGGCAAAAACCAAACGAUCCCAUCCGGCCACCCUGUACCACGCAACCAAAGGAUAAUAUUUAACAUAUCGAUUCAGCAUCGCUAUUAUAGUUCAGAAAUUGACACAGGUUCCGCGUGAAAAGCGGAAAAGCUUUCGUAAUAAGGUGACGCGGUACAGGGGCGGGCUGUAGAAGGCGACAUAUCGAUCGGUGGGACCGCGCAGCAUCCGCGAACCCGUCACGCAGGCAGCCCGCCUCUCCGGAAAACCAUCUAAAAACCACCGAAAAAUGACCGAAAACCAUACAAAAUAACCCGCGAACUAAAAGAACAACGGGUAGUGCAACAUUUAAAACCAAAUUCAAGUGAAUACGGCGGCUGCGCUCGAAAAUACAAACGUAAGGAGAGAGGUAUUAAAAAUGGCUGCCUGCGACGGGAAAUUGAAACAAUAAUGUAGUUUAAUUCAAAGAUAAAUCGGUAACGAAGUCUUCCAAUUUAGUGUUAAGCGUAACCUAAUAUUAGUGUUCAAAUAUUUAAAUUAGAAAUAAUCAAGUCUUCCGACAAAAAAUCGUUAUAAAAAUCCUCGGUCUUCCACGAGAGAAUAUAUUUACACAGACGUAGCAGCAGUAAGGACCGACGAUGCAUCACCUGGGGCGGUUCAAGCUGCCUCCGAUCAGGAAUGCGUUGGACGUGGCUAUGCAGACGGUCAGGCAGCAGAUGCCUGAUCGAGCGGCCGCCCAGACCCGGCCGCCGCAGAAUGUGCGCUUCGCUAACCAGGACAUGGGCGAGAGCUGCGAGCUGUCAACCAUGAACGAGACAACUACUCCCACGUACCAGUCCACCAACCCCACCAACCCCUUCCUGAGCGGGCAGCUGCAGGCCGAGGACUCCUUCACCAGCUACCAGAACACGUUCCCGCAGCCUGACGGCAAUGCACCGAGGACCCAAAGCAUGCAAAGCGUAGACUUCUACGCUUCAUCCGAAGAAGGUGGCUUCGAAGAAGGUGGAGGAACGCCGGGCCACAAAAUCAAUGAGUACCAAGCAGCUUGGAAUGUCACCAACGCUAUUCAGGGCAUGUUCGUAGUAUCGCUCCCGUUCGCUGUGCUCCAAGGGGGGUACUGGGCCAUCUUCGCCAUGGUCGGCAUUGCCCACAUCUGCUGCUACACCGGUAAGAUCCUCGUGGAGUGUCUCUACGAAGACGACCCCGUCACCGGACAGAAGGUCCGGGUCCGAGACUCGUACGUCAGCAUCGCCAAGGAAUGCUUCGGAAGGAAGUACGGCGCCAGGAUAGUCAAUAUCGCCCAAAUAAUUGAACUCCUCAUGACUUGCAUUCUUUACGUCGUAGUCUGUGGUGACCUCAUGAUAGGUACCUUCCCAGAUGGCUCAAUCGAUACUCGAUCUUGGAUGAUGCUUAUAGGUAUUUUCCUUUUACCACUAGCCUUCUUGAAAUCUUUGAAAAGCGUCAGUAUGUUGUCCUUUUGGUGCACGAUGAGCCAUCUCAUUAUUAAUGCCAUCGUCAUUGGCUACUGUAUCCUCAACAUCGGCGACUGGGGUUGGGGAAAGGUCAAAUGGAGUUUGGACUUCGAGAACUUUCCAAUCAGUCUUGGGGUCAUCGUGUUCUCCUACACUUCACAGAUCUUCCUGCCCACUUUAGAGGGAAACAUGGAAGACCGAUCGCGAUUCGAGUGGAUGUUGAACUGGUCUCAUAUAGCAGCUGCAGCUUUCAAGGCUAUAUUUGGCUACCUGUGCUUCCUGACUUUCCAAAACGAUACGCAACAGGUGAUCACCAACAAUCUCCGUUCUGCUGGGUUCAAGGGGCUCGUGAAUUUCUUCCUAGUCGUGAAAGCUGUGCUCAGCUACCCGCUACCUUACUAUGCUGCUUGUGAUCUGUUAGAACGUGCUCUCUUCAGAGGCAAACCGAAAACAAUUUUCCCGGUAAUUUACGCUUUAGACGGAGAGCUGAAGGUUUGGGGUCUAGCAUGGAGGUUGGGUGUUAUAAUGUUUACUAUUCUGAUGGCGAUUUUCUGCCCUCAUUUCGCUAUAUUGAUGGGUUUCAUCGGAUCCUUCACCGGCACUAUGCUGAGCUUCAUUUGGCCAGCAUAUUUCCAUCUCAAGUUAAAAGGUCCUCAGUUGGAUAGCUCCACAAUCGCCUAUGAUUACUUCAUCAUAAGCCUCGGAGUACUGUUUGGGAUCAUAGGUAUGUACGAUUCCGGUUCAGCCCUGAUAAGGGCCUUCAAGAUAGGCUUGCCGUUUUAAACCAUUCGUAGAUUUUAGAUAAUUGUUGAUCUAUUUUUAGACUAACGCAUUAAAUAUACCUACGCAACAUACGUUCGACAAUCGUUUUUUUGUGAAGUUAUAAUGUUAUAAAUAGAGGCACUAUAUUAGGCUGACGUGAUUGAUAAUAAUAAAUGUAUUCUAAUGUUUAAGAUUGAAAAUAGUAAAGUAGGAUUUGAUUGCAAAUGAAUUUUGAUCACAUUAUACAAUACGCACUAUUAUUGUUACUAGAGUCGAUGUCUUCCAAAAAUCAAAUUAUAAUUUGAUUAAAAAUACAUAAGUAAAUUAUAUAUUCUAUUAUGUACACCAUGUAUUUUAAUUUUGCUAUUUUUAAGAAAGUUUUACACAUUAUCGUCGUGUCUUCCAUAGUUUAUAUAAAUUGUGAAAUGAUUACUUAUACAAUAUGUAUUUAGACUAUUUAGAUUACUUAGAUAUUUUAUUAGAUACCUACUUAAUUUUAAGUUUAAUCCAGUAUCUUCCUAAUUUAAAUGGUAAACCCAAAGUUUAUUUCAAUGUUUAACAACGAAGUUAAAAAUCAUAGUAAAUAUAUAAAAUUAUGUUUUAAAUAUUAUAUUUAUAAAUGUUUUAUCAACAUAAUAACAAAACACUACAUAAAAGGUCUUCCAAAAUACCUACUAAAUAAGUUUUAAGAGAAAUAUAUUUGUAAAUGUAACAUUCCAAUGUUUAGGUACUUAAUACGAGUCUUCCAAAAUAAAUGAAUAAUCACGAUUGUUGUUGAAUAUACCUAAUAAUAGAUAUAAAAUAUACAUUAAAUAAUAGCUUAAAACACACUGUAUGAAGUGUAAAUGAGUUAAAACGGGAUGAAAUUGUAUUUACAGGUAUUAAUCAAUACUGGACAAUAAGAAAGAAAUUGCUUGGAUUAAUAAAGACAUACCGAAGUAACAAUACUGAAGUUUUUAAACUUCAGUAUAAAUUAAUGGAGGGACAAACGAAAUGCGAUAUACCAGAAUACCUACCACCAUAUCUAAAUAUUCUAUAGGUAGGUAAAGAAUGGUAAAAGCUAAUAUUUAUUUUUCAUGUUGAUUAAUAUCUUUACAAGAUAAACCUGUGCUUCCAAAACUUUGUAUCAUAAAGCUUAUUUCAUGAGAGAACAUGCUUUUGAAAUAUUAAAAAUGUAUCGAAGUGCAAUAAUGUUGUAUAAAUAAUCUAAUCUACUAAUAUUAUACAUGUAUUGUGAUGAAAUGGAAUUCUAGGUGUGUAUUUUAAAGAAUAUAAAACGUUAUUCGA